Hepatospora eriocheir is the source of this 573-nucleotide messenger RNA. Lineage: Eukaryota; Fungi; Microsporidia; Hepatosporidae. The record is from the annotation of a GenBank genome assembly.
AUGAUUAAAGUUUCAUCAGUCCAGAAAGGAAAUGUAGUAAUAUUAUAUUUGAAGCAAAGAAAUUGGCAAUAUGAUCAUAACAUAACAUGUGAUUACGAGAUUAAUAAAACAAUCGGAGUACUUUUUCUAAGCCUGAAAUAUCAUGUAACAAAACCAGAAUAUGUUUUAAAAAGACUUUUAAAGCUAAAUAAAAGUUAUAGAAUAAAAAUAUUAAUGAUCCAUGUUGAUGUACCAAACUAUAAUUCAGUAAUAAAACCAUUGUAUGACCAUCAGGAUGUAACAAUAAUUCUAUGUAAAAAUCAAGAAGAGUGUGCAGAGUAUAUAAAGAAUUUUGAAAAGUCUAAUGAGGGAUCAUCAGAAAUAUUAAGAAAUAAAGAAAGUUCAAUAGAAAGAUUUCUAUUAGACAUUCCAAAGGUAACACAAUCAGAAGUAAAUAGAAUAAGAAGCAAAUACACUAAUUUAAUUAGUCUAAUGAAUUCUAAAGAGACCGAAUUGAUGGAGACAUUUGGAGUGGGUAAAAGAAAGGCUAAAUCAAUUUUAGACAUUUUUAAUAAAAAAUUUAUAAACAAAUAA